AUGGCUGCUGGUUUGUGGUACCCCAGAUACUCCACCUUCCUCCGUCACUUGGUGAAGCGAGAGGUGGGUGAUGUCAGCAUUUUAGUGAACAACGCCGGCAUUGUGACAGGAAAGAAGUUCAUGGAUGCUCCUGAUUCACUGAUUGAGAAGACCAUGGACGUCAACAUCAUGGCUCACUUUUGGACCUACAAGGCCUUCCUUCCUGCUAUGAUUGCCAACAAUCAUGGGCACCUUGUCAGCAUUGCCAGCUCUGCUGGACUCAUAGGAGUCAAUGGAUUGGCAGACUACUGUGCCAGUAAAUUUGCUGCAGUAGGGUUUGCAGAGUCUGUGGGUCUUGAGCUGCUAGCAACUGGGAAAGAUGGUGUCAAAACUACGAUUGUAUGCCCGUACUUCAUCAACACGAGGGGGAGGAUCAGGAUUACUGAGUGUCAGAGCCAGUAUCAGAGAUGCGCCAGCCCACCAACCAUCACCACUUCACCAACCAUCACCACCUCACCAACCAUCCCCACCUCACCAACCAUGCCCACCUCACCAACCAUCACCAUCUCACCAACCAUCACCACCUCACCAACCAUCACCACCUCACCACAUGAGUGGCUCCAAGAAUGCCUUAAGCAGCUGAAGAUGCAUAAAGAUUUGCCUCGGAGCAUGUACCUCAUAGCUGGUCUGAAGAAUGUGCUGAACAUGAAGCAGGCCAUUGUUCUGGGCCAGUACCUGGGAGCCUUCAACCUCAUGGACGCGUUCAGGGGGCGCUCCAGGAAACAGGAGUGACGGAGAGGAGAAGCACUUAUGAAGAACACCUACGAUGGAAGGAUGGAUGCAUUAAAAUUAACAUCAACAACAAUUUAAUUGUUAACCCUCAAAUCAAGUGUUUCUUGGUGUAAUAUCAGGGAGAAGCACAUCUCAGUGUAACGAGCCUUGUAUUUUAAAUCUCAACUUCCCAAAUGAAUGAAUGAUUUUUAAAUGUGUUUUUAAAUUGCAUUAUUAUUAUUAUUAGUGAAUCAUUGUCAUUUUACAGUCUGUGAUAUAAUAUUAACAGGAAUACAUGUUGUUUUGUUAAUGCAUGCUAGUUUAAUUUAUUCUUAAGCUGCAUCAAAUGUGACGUUGUUGUGAAUGUUUCUGACAUUUCUGAAAUCGCCUUUGUGUAGAUUGUUUAACACUGACAGUUUCCAUCGUAAUUGUCAAUUAAAAAUGCUUAUAUGAUGUUGCUGCCAAAUUUAGUGCAUUAAUAAAGAACAUCCAUUUAC
Molecule: messenger RNA, 1247 nt
Organism: Neolamprologus brichardi
Lineage: Eukaryota; Metazoa; Chordata; Actinopteri; Cichliformes; Cichlidae
Source: RefSeq, a predicted model, not a curated record